AUGUCGAACUCUCGAAAUAGCACGAGACCGAUGCUUGCUCCGGGCAGCAGAAAACGAAGUGGUAGUACGACCGACGAUUACCAACCCACGACACCGCGACUUAACGCGCGCUUCUCCGAUCAUCCCGCUGAAGAAAUCCUCGCCGAAGAGUCGACUUCAAAUACUCCGACCAGAGGAACUUUCAAGUUUCCCGCCGACAACUCGAUUGGCUCCGAACAACAUGGCGACAACACUGGUGUGACACGCGAAAACUCACGGCGCUCAGUACAUUCGCAUCAGUCCAGCGAUUCGCAGGAUAUCGAUAUGGGCGAUGACGACGAUGACGGACACGAUCAAGCAGGGUCGGACAACGAGAGCGACGACGACGAGAAGCCUUCAAGAAAGAAGAAGAAGGGCCAGAGAUUCUACUGCACCGACUUCCCACCAUGCAACCUCAGCUUUACUCGCAGCGAACAUCUGGCUCGGCAUAUCCGAAAACACACGGGUGAACGCCCCUUCGAGUGCCACUGUUCCCGACGAUUUUCUCGGCUCGACAACCUGCGCCAGCAUGCCCAGACCGUUCACGUCAACGAAGAGAUCCCCGGCGACUCUCUUGCAGCGACUGGUACCAGGUUCCAGAGACAGAUUCGCACAGACCGCGUCCGCCCGCCGAAUGUGAGGCCCAGAGCAUCAACAGCCAGCAGUGGUGGACAUGGGCACGGUGCGUACAGCAGAGGGCAUAGUAGGAACCUGUCAGCCUCGAGCGUCCUCUCGACAACAUCCAGCCUUGCCAUGUCGGAUAUUGGAGAGAGUCGCCCACGCCCCUCUCCCUUGAUGCUCAACCAGGACCCCGUAGCAAGAGCAAGGCUGAGUCUGGAUACUUUCAAUCCAGCCAUACCCAAUAAUGGUCCCCAGUUUGGCUACUACCAGCAAGCGCCCAGUGGGUACAGCUCUCCGACUUCGUCAACCUUCUCUACUGGCGAGGGUAGCCCAAGGUUCCAGGCCACCAUGCAGUCGCCAUCUCUGCCUAUCGCUAGGUCGUCGUUCUACAACGGCAGCAGAACACCCUCUCGUCGUCUGUCUGUACCUUCGGGCAUCAGCCCUUACUCACCACAGACAGCAACCUACCAGCCCGUCUACUUCGCUCCUCUGCCCUCGGGCCCAACGCCCCAAUACUCGAACACAAACAGCAUGGUCGCUAGCCCCACCGCUUCCACCUUCUCACACCAACGUCGCGAGUCUGAUGCCGAGCUCGAAUGGAGAAGAAGAACAUGGCAUCCUGGCACCCAUGCCAGCUACGCCAGUCGUCCUGCGACAAGUGGUUUGGCUUACAACCAGACUCCUGAUGACGCUGCGCCUGCUGCAAGCUCUCAGCCAGCAGCAAGCCAGAUUACCAGACUUCCUGGUAUCGAGAGCUUUGAUCAUGUUCCUCCUUCUGCUGCUCCAGCACGCAAUGUCACCAGCCCAAUGCAAGUCGAUUCCGGCCGCCGCCCUUCCGUUGUGUCGGGUCCAGUUGAGGUUUCCGCUUCAGUUCCUGGAGACCGAAGAAGUACAGGUUGGGAGCACAAUCUCCACCACAACCUGAACAGAUUGGAGAUCGCCCAAGCAUCCACCCACCCUCCCGUGGACCCGUCUCGCAUACUCCCAAGCCAGCGUCCAACCACGGCACCUCACUCUGGACUGCACCAGCAGCCUGCUCCUGGCUACGCAUUGCCGCAACUGCAGCCACCCGUCGAUAUCCGUCCCGCUGCGGAUGAGCGUGCAAACAAGCGCCAAGGCUGGUACGGUGGUCCAAUGGGCCCGCCUCAGGGAAGUCAGCCGAUCAUGAUCGCACACCGCACUUCACCCGAGUCCAGCAGCAGUGAAGGCAUCCCGACACCCUCGACCUCUCAAGGUAGAGAACUGCACCCAGCCAUCAUGCAUGCAAAUGGCAUGGUCGAACUUCAGCCUCCCGAUGCUGUGCUGACUGAUGAGCAAAGGGCCCUUCAAGCUCAGUUCCAAGGCAAACCAGAGCCUAUCAGAGCAGACUCUGGAUUCCACAGCUACGUGCACAUGCCUGGUCAAGCACCUAAUGUAUACAUGAUGCAAGCUGGUCACAACAUGCAGAUGCAGCAGUCUCCUGAAUGGCGUCCUGCACCUGUCAACCAGAGAGCCAACCCUGAUAUGGGCAGACUCGAGGCACUCGUCGCCGUCGCCACUAGUGAGAACCGCGCCGUUGAACACCGCCGAUGA
This is a messenger RNA of Aureobasidium pullulans EXF-150, 2211 nucleotides long. RefSeq lists its product as uncharacterized. Lineage: Eukaryota; Fungi; Ascomycota; Dothideomycetes; Dothideales; Saccotheciaceae. The transcript is spliced from 2 exons. Gene Ontology annotation, molecular function: DNA-binding transcription factor activity, RNA polymerase II-specific; RNA polymerase II cis-regulatory region sequence-specific DNA binding. Bases 1 to 2211 code for a protein of 736 amino acids. Gene Ontology annotation, biological process: regulation of transcription by RNA polymerase II. The record is from RefSeq and is a predicted model, not a curated record.